This is a messenger RNA of Strongyloides ratti, 2097 nucleotides long. Its product is annotated as SWI/SNF-related matrix-associated actin-dependent regulator of chromatin subfamily A member 5. Gene Ontology annotation, molecular function: ATP hydrolysis activity; ATP-dependent chromatin remodeler activity; histone binding. Lineage: Eukaryota; Metazoa; Nematoda; Chromadorea; Rhabditida; Strongyloididae. Gene Ontology annotation, biological process: nucleosome organization; regulation of transcription by RNA polymerase II. Bases 1 to 2097 code for a protein of 698 amino acids. The record is from RefSeq and is a predicted model, not a curated record. The transcript is spliced from 3 exons. Gene Ontology annotation, cellular component: nucleus; chromatin.
AUGUGUAAGGAAAAUGAUGGUGAAGAAGUUAGGAAAAAAAGAACUCAUUCAGAGGAAGGUAAAGAUGAGUGUUAUGAAUUUAAACGAGUAAAAAAAAAUGACGAAAUAUUAGAUGAUCCAGUUGAACAGAAUUUGGAGGUAAACUGUGUCCCCAUAGAAGAAAACCAAGAUGAAAUACCUGAAGUUUCUUUAAAAAAGAAAUUUAAACUUUUACUACGUCAAAUUAAAAAAAUUUCCCGUCAAUUAGCUUUGGGUACUUUAGUUGAGUCAACUGAAAAUAUGGGUAAUGAAAAUGAUGAUGAAAUGUACAAGUGUAGUGAAAGAUUUAUGUUUAGGGAGACACCACCAUUUAUUAAUGGUAAAAUGAGAGAUUACCAAAUACAUGGAUUAAACUGGAUGAUAACACUUAGAGAAAAUAAUAUCAAUGGAAUAUUGGCUGAUGAAAUGGGUCUUGGAAAAACUUUACAAACUGUUUCACUACUAGGAUAUAUAAAAUAUUUUGAAAAUAAAAAAGAUACCAAUUUACCUUCUCUUAUCAUUGUACCAGCCACAGUAAUUUGUACCUGGAGAAAUGAAAUUACAAAGUGGAUAGAUGGUAUGCAGAUUUUAUUUUUACAUGGAGGUAAAAACCAUUGUAAAGAGAUUGUUAAGAAUGAUUUGAAGAAGGGAGGAUAUGAUAUUGUUCUAACAACAUAUGAAAUUCUUUUAAAAUUUUGUCAUAAACUAAAAAUUAUAGAAUGGGAUUAUAUUAUAAUUGAUGAGGCACAUCGUAUAAAAAAUGGAAAAUCAAUUACUAGUAAAGCAAUAAGGUACAUUAAAUCAAAAAAUAGAUUAUUGUUGACAGGAACACCAUUACAAAACAAUCUUUAUGAACUUUGGUCCUUAUUAAAUUUUAUUCAACCUGAACUAUUUGAUGACGCUGAAGAUUUUGAAAAUUGGUUUUGUAGUGAUAAAUGUUUUAGUAGUCAAAAUUCAACUAUAAAGAAAUUGCACAAAAUUCUUAAUCCUUUUAUCCUUAGAAGAAUUAAAAAAGAUGUUGAAAAAAAAAUUCCUCCAAAAAUAGAAACGACAUUAUUUGUAGGUCUUUCAAAUAUUCAAAAGAAGCUUUAUAAAAAAUGUUUGCUUAAUGGUGCUGAAGUAUUUAUCAAUGGAAAAAUUAAGAGAGGUAAAUUUAUGAAUUUGUUUCAACAGCUUCGUAAAAUUGCUAGUCAUCCAUAUUUAUUACCUGGUGUUGAACCUGGUCCUCCAUAUGAAGAAGGUGAACAUGUAAUAAAAUGUUGUGGAAAACUGAGAGUUCUUGAUAAACUUUUAACCAAGUUGAAAUCACAAGGUUCUAGAGUUAUAAUUUUUGCUCAAUUUUUAGAUACAUUAAAUAUUCUCGAGGAUUAUAUGAUUUGGAAAAAUUAUUCAUACAAUAGGUUUGAUGGAAAAUCUCCUUACAAUGAAAGACAAGAAUAUAUUGAUGAAUUUCAAAGUGAAGAAUCAACAACUUUUGCUAUGUUACUUUCUACUCGAGCUGGUGGAAUAGGAAUUACUUUAACUGCUGCUGAUGUUGUUAUAUUUUAUGAUAUUGAUUGGAAUCCACAAAUGGAUUUACAAGCAGCAGAUCGAGUUCAUAGGAUUGGUCAGAAAAAACAAGUAAAAAUAUUUCGAUUAAUUGCAGAGGGAACAGUAGAUGAAGAAAUUUACAAAGUAGCUGAAAAAAAAUUACAUCUAGAUAAUUUGGUCAUUCAAAAAGGAAGAAUGAAUGAAAUGAAAAGAGAAAUGAAACAAGAAGAAAUAAUGAGAAUUUUACGUAACGAUAUUGAAGAAGUUGGAAAUUUAAAAAAAGGAAAAUUUAAAUAUAACAUUGAAGAGAUUGUAGAGAGAUCUUCUCUGAAAUAUAAAAAAAUCCAAGAUGAGAUUAAUGGAAUUAGUAAAUCUCAAAGUAAUAUUUUCCUAGAAACUCAUCGAAAUUCUAACUCUAGAGAAAAUAAUAUGUAUCAUUUUAAUGGUAAUGAUUACAAAAUUUUACAAAAAAACAAUAACGAUCAACCAGAAGUGGAAUAUAUUAAAAAGAAAAGAUUAAGUAUUAAGCGUUUUGAAAAUUUAAAUUGA